Molecule: messenger RNA, 2487 nt
Organism: Aricia agestis (brown argus)
Lineage: Eukaryota; Metazoa; Arthropoda; Insecta; Lepidoptera; Lycaenidae
Gene: Pdcd4
Product: programmed cell death protein 4
Exons: 10
Coding region: 203-1537 (444 amino acids)
Biological process (GO): negative regulation of DNA-templated transcription
Cellular component (GO): nucleus; cytosol
Source: RefSeq, a predicted model, not a curated record
CACUUCACGUCAAAUGUCAAUGUGGUCUCAAAACAAAUAACUAAAAACGUGUGCGAGUCUGCUUGCGUUGUUUAUUGUAUACCAAUCUUUUGAGUAGUUUUCCAAGUGGAAUCAUAUAGGACUAUAAUCAUAGUCGAAAUAAUAUCAUAUUCCAUUUAUUGAGAUAUAUCAAACGAGAAGCCGGCUACCGUCGCUACUCGCAAUGAUGGAGGUGGUAUCCGACUCGGAAAACGUGGCGAUCGACGAGAAUGAUAAGCCCAUGUCGGUGCAGGCCGCCGGCGAGGCGGCGACAUCGCAUCCCGAUAAAUUGCGGCGCAAAGGCAAAAAGUUCUCUCGCUCCAACAGCAAAGAGGGGCCGAGCCCGGUCUCGACCCCGCUGCCGAAAUAUCGCAGCUGGAAAAACAGCCGAAGACCACGCAACGGACACGGCCGGGGCCUACCGAAGAAAGGUGGCGGCGGCGGCAAGGGAGUGUGGGGUCUGCCGGGGUCGGAGCUGCUGGAGGAGUACGUGGAGGACCAGAACGACCCCAACUACGACCCGGAGGCCAUCACCAACGGCGACGUCGAGUUCAAGCAGGUCAUCGUCGAGGCCUCGCCCGAGGAGAUCGUGCGCAAGUCGGAGCCUGUGAUACUGGAGUACUUCGAGCAUGGCGACACCAACGCCGCCGCCGAGGACUUCCUCGAGUUCGUCACCGCCAUGCGGAGCCACCUGAUCGUGGAGACGAUAAUCGAGAUCGCGCUGGACCACAAGCCGUCCCACUGCGAGAUGGCCUCUGUGCUCAUCUCCGACCUCUACGGCAGGGUCUUCUCCGCCAAGGACAUAGCCUAUGCGUUCGAGCGGCUGCUGGAGAGCCUGCCGGACCGCAUGCUGGACACGCCGGACGCGCCGGCGCUGCUGUCCAACUUCAUUGCGCGGUGCGUCGCCGACGACUGCCUGCCGCCGCGCUUCGUGCAGCAGCAGGCGCUGGCCGAACUCAGCGCGCCCGCCAGACAAGCGUUGCAGAGGGCGGAGACCUUGCUGUCCAUGAAACAGGGGUUAGUGCGGUUAGACAACAUUUGGGGCGUUGGAGGUGGUAUCAGGCCGGUGAAAUCGCUGAUCCACCAGAUCCAGCUGCUGCUGAAGGAGUACCUGACGUCGGGCGACGUGGGCGAGGCGCUGCGCUGCGUGCGCGACCUCGAGGUGCCGCACUUCCACCACGAGCUCGUCUACGAGACGGUGUUGCUGGCGGUGGAGUCUAUCAAUACCAACGUGGAGGAGCAGCUGUGCAACUUCCUCGCCGAGCUGCGCCGCUCCGUCAUCGUCACGCCGGACCAGAUGGAUCACGGUUUCCUCCGCGUGGUGGAGGAUAUGAGCGACAUCGUGCUGGACGUGCCGCUGGCGUACAUCGUGCUCGACCGCUUCGUGGAGCGCUGCCAACAGCGGUUCCGUCUGGGCGACGUGGUGCUCAAGCGCAUGCCUACCAGGGGACGCAAGCGGUUCGUGUCGGAGGGCGACGGCGGCAUCAUCAAGGAUCACGCGCUCAAACUGCGCGAGUAACUUACACACGCACGGCGCCGCACACACAGACAGAUACACACAAGUAAUGCUUGCACUUAUACAACUGGUAUUUCAUAGAUCUCAGGCGUAGAGUCCCAAAGAACUUUAACCUGUAUAAUAAUUUUACCUUAUAUGUACAAUAUACCAGACGUUUAACUAUUUUACCCACCGCCAACCGCCUGUACAAUUUGUAUAAAUAAUUACAUGUAAAUUUUAUUUAAAACUCAAGCGUCGUAUACGCAAACUAGCGUCCGCGUACGCUAACGAUGCGGGCCGUACGCACCCGUGCGUACACAAAUUUGAAAUUGUAUCGUCAGUCUGCUGUGUAAUGGCGCUAUGUAAGCGACAUUUCCAUUUAAUGCAUCUCUUUCCCUCUCGACUGUGUCUUUGUCGCCGCCCCCAUAGAGACAAGAAUACGAAAAAUAAUAUAUUAUGUAGAAAGGAUGAGGUUUAAGGUGAGAUCGCGCUUUACACACGUCAGUUCUAUGGAAGCAAAGUGUCGCGUCGCGUUUGUGUCGUAUGAGUGCGGUUUCGCCUUGAAUUUUGCUUUAAAAUUACAAUGGCGUCUGAAUUGUGAUAUAAAACAUGAGAUAUUAAUUAUUAAUGAAGGGAUGAAUUUAACUAGGAAAUGUCGCAGUGUAGAAGUGGCGUAGGUUUAGUCGUUUAAAAAUCUAUAUAUAGUUUAUAAGGAGUUGGGUGCACAACAAAUUUAAUAUUUGACGUGGAUGCUGCAUAUGAUAUGAAACAGUUUCAACUGUUUCAUAUCUGAUCGGUUGUAAAAUAUUGCAUUUGAUGUGCAUUUUUUUUAAAUAAGAAUGAACGUGAUUUUUUUUAAUAUCCAGAUAUUAGAUUUACUUUACCUGUACUCUGAGCUAGCGAGUGCCAGUUAUAAAGCUUGUACCUAAGUAACGCAUAUUCGAACUUUAUAAAAGAAUUUUAAUCGGUGUAUA